Molecule: messenger RNA, 1302 nt
Organism: Colletotrichum chrysophilum
Lineage: Eukaryota; Fungi; Ascomycota; Sordariomycetes; Glomerellales; Glomerellaceae
Exons: 3
Coding region: 1-1302 (433 amino acids)
Source: RefSeq, a predicted model, not a curated record
AUGGCUGCCGUCCCCAAGAGUGAUGCCAUCGUCAGCGCAGAUUCCCGCACCACCGAGGAUUGCCUUUUCCUCGACGUCAUUACACCUCAGGCGGGGUUUGCCAAGAAAGACGAUCGCUUGCCGGUCUUGAUCUAUGUCUAUGGCGGUGGCUACUCGAGCGGCGACAAGACAGGUGACGGUGACUUCAACCCCGCUGAACUUCUGAGAAUAAGUAACUCGGGCUUCGUCUACGUGUCCAUCAACUACCGACUCGGCGCCCUUGGUUGGCUUGCAGGCAAGGAGGUCUCUGCCAAUGGGACCCUGAAUGCAGGGCUCUAUGACCAACGACUGGCUUUUGAAUGGGUCCAACAGCACAUCCACCUCUUUGGUGGUGACAAGCACAGAGUGACUGUCAUGGGAGGUUCAGCAGGUGCCGGGUCAAUCAUGCAUCACCUGACAGCCUUCGGUGGUCGCAAGAACGAGUCUCUCUUCAGCCAAGCCAUCCUUCUCUCACCCGCAUUCCUCCCUUCGCCGACGAUGGUCAGCGCCGAACGAGCUUUCAACAACUUCCUCGCCCUCUUGAACGUCACAUCUCUCAGUGAAGCCCGCAAAUUGCCCAGCGAAGCUCUCAUCGCCGCGAACGCCUUUCAGAUCUACAGCGAGGCAUCGUAUGGAAGCAAUAUUCAUGGACCCGUCGUAGACGGCACUCUCGCUCCUGCUCUGCCUGGUCAACUACUUCUAAACGGGACAUUCAACAAGGACAUUCGGAUCAUGACGAUGCAUAACACUUUAGAAGGUCUUACCUUCACCAACCCAACGAUCAACUCGUCCGCUGACUACCUCACCACGGUCACGUCAUCUUUCCCAACGAUCUCCAAGGACGCGCUAAAGUUCAUCAACACAACCCUCUAUCCUCCCGUAUUUGAUGGAUCUUUGGGGUACAAAGACGAAUUUCAGCGGGCCCUGGGCACAGUUGAGGACGUCAACAUCAUUUGCAACACCCACUACAUUGCCCAGGCGUUCAGUGAUAAGGCUUAUGCACUGCGGUUUGCAGUCCCUCCUGGAAUUCAUGGCCAGCAGACACCUUACGUCUUCCGGAACGGUGCAACAAGCGGCGUCGUCCCGUCAGUAGCUGACGUUCUCCAGCAGUACAUCGUCAGCUUCGUCACCAAGUCGGUACCAACUUCGUCGAACGGCACUGAGAUGCCGGUGUACGGUUCAGAAUCCGUGUUGGCCAAUCUUGCAACCAAUGGCACCUCUCUGCAAAAGGAUGACACAGCAAACCAGAGGUGCACAUGGUGGCAAAAGGGGCUGUUCGCCUAA